AUGGCAGCUUUAAUUGUGUAUGUCAAUGACAUUAUUAUCACCGGUGAUUGGGACUCGGAGAUACAGAGAUUGAAGAGAUUCUUGUCUACUCAGUUUGAAGUGAAGGAUUUGGGGCCUUUACGUUAUUUCCCUGGAAUUGAAGUUGCCCGCUCAAAUCAGGGUAUCUUCAUCUCCCAGAGGAAAUAUAUUCUAAAUCUCUUGAAAGAUACAGGGAAGCUUGGAGCAAAACCAGCUGACACUCCUAUAGAUGUUAACCAUAGACUUGGCGAUUGCAGUGAUGAGCCCAUAGCAAACACAAAGCAGUAUCAAAAAUUGGUAGGCAGACUUCUCUACCUAUCUAUGACAAUACCUGACAUUGCGUAUGUAGGGGGAGUCCUUAGUCAGUUUAUUCAUGCUCCCAGGACCACACACUUGGAGGCAGCAUACAGAGUUCUUAGAUAUUUAAAAAAAAUUCCCUGGGACUGGACUCCUAUUUGUGGACAUAUGAAAGUUGAGGUUUACACUAAUGCAAAUUGGGUUGGUUAUGUGGAUGACAAAAAAUCCACUAGUGGCUAUUGUGCUUUUGUUUGGGGAAAUCUUGUUACUUGGAGGAGUAAAAAACAAAGUGUGGUGGCCAAAUCAAGUGCAGAAGUUGAAUACGGGGCCAUGUCUCAUGGUGUGGCAGAACUUCUAUGGAUAAAUAAUCUCUUGGGUGAAUUGGGCUUUCCUUUCAGUGACCCUAUGUCACUCUACUGUGACAAUAAGGCAGCCAUCAACAUUGCAGCGAAUCAUGUUCUCCAUGAUAGAACUAAACAUAUAGAGGUUGGCAAACACUUCAUUAGGGAAAAAUAG
Nelumbo nucifera (sacred lotus) is the source of this 831-nucleotide messenger RNA. NCBI's taxonomy places the organism in Eukaryota, Viridiplantae, Streptophyta, Magnoliopsida, Proteales, Nelumbonaceae. The record is from RefSeq and is a predicted model, not a curated record.